UGUGUUGCGAAUUUUGAGUUGCUUAGGGCUCGACGUUGCCCCUCGUCUGUUGUAAGUCUGUGCUGUUAUUACGUGGGCAGUAUUCAAGAUGACCCCACGUGUGCUGGUGGUGGGCGGCGGGCUGACCUCAGCCGUGACAUCAUGUCUGCUGAGAGAGGAGCUGCAGUCUCGCUGCCAGCUGGCCAUCUGGGACAAGGCACGAGGGGCAGGCGGUCGUCUCUCGACCUCGCGAGGCCCCGAGGGCUGCGGCAAUGCUGACCUGGGCGCCCAGUACGUGACCGUGUCACCGCACUACCAGCAGCGCCACCAGAGGUUCUACUCGGAGCUGACUGGAGCAGGGGUACUGGCGCCGCUCUCCGCCAUCGUACAGGGUCUACGGGUGCUGGCGCCGCUCUCCGCCACCGUACAGGGCCUGCGCCCCUCCCCGGCCGGCACGCGCCACCUAGUGGCCAGCGACGGCAGUAGCGCGCUCGUGCGCCACUUUCUGCGUCGCGCCACGGCGGAGCCUGAGUUCGGCCAGCACGUGACAGAGGUGUCGCCAGGUGACAGCACAGUGUCAGUGGUCACCGCCGCCGGCCGCCAGGAGGCGUUUGACGUGGUCGUGCUGACAAUGCCCACGCCUCAGAUCCUCGGCCUCGGAGGCUCCCUGCUCAAAGGCUCCGAUGCUGACGAGGACAGCGUGGUGGCCGGCCUCCGAGGCGUCGAGUACAGCUCCCGGUACGCGCUCGGACUGUUCUUCGACAAACCUGGCGCGGUGGACGUGCCCUGGGGCGCCACAUACGUCUCGGAUCAUCCAGUCAUCCGAUACGUGGCUGUGGACAACGUGAAGCGGGGGAAAGAUACUGCCCCGACAUCGGUGGUUGUCCACACGAGCGUGGCAUUCGGAGUGGAGCACGUGGAGAAGACACCGGAUCAGGUGCAGCCAAUCCUGCUGCGCCACGUCACGGAGCUCUUCCCUGAUUGGCCUGUGCCGGUUACCAUCAAGUGCCAGAAAUGGCGCUUUUCUCAGGUGGUGACCCCGUACCCGGGCAGCCCGGGCCACGUGGUGCUCUGUCGCCGCCCGCUGGUGGUGGCUGCAGGAGACGCCUUCACUCACUCCAACGUCGACGGCUGCAUCGAGUCGGCGGAGAGCACCGCGCAGGGUGUAAUUCAGUAUGUGAAGAGCCUGCACAGCUAGUGCCCAGCAUGUGGUCCAGUGCGUGGAGAGUCGGCACAGAUAGUGGGCAGUGUGCGACGGUCGGUGAGGUAGCCGCAUUGUGCUGCCGGCAUCGGAGGUAGCCGUAGGUCGCCACAUCUGAGACAGCCACAGAUAGCCAAAUUUGAGGCAGCCAAAGGCAUGCACGUCUGAAGCAACCAAAGGUAGUCACAUCUGAGGUAACCGCAGGUAACCACAUCUGAUGCAGCCGCAGGUUGAGGUGUCCACAGGUCGCCACAUUUGAGGUAGCCGCUGGCAGCCACAUCUGAGCUAGCCACUGGUAGUCACAUCUGAGAUGGCCACAUGCAGCCGCAUCUCAGGUAGCCACAUCUGAGGUAGCCGCAGGUAGCGAGGUAACCCACGCUGCGUGGUGGUCAAGGGGGGCACUUCACACCGGGUGACGACCUUCCGGUUGCUUAAGGUGGACCAUACCUUUUGACGAGCAGUCGAGGUAGUUCGCACUCGGUGGCGGUCCAGGGAGGCGUAAGCCAUCCGUGAUGUUGAUCCGCCCCGUGUGUCUGAACGGUGUCGUAAGGUGAAUGGUACGUCUCAUGCGGUUUCAGUACGGGUUGGUGUAUUUCCAGCACGCGUCAGUGAUGUGCAUGUGACGAGCAAGGUCAAUGACCACCAAACGAUCGUCCCACAGGCAUGUAUCCUUUAAUAGUAUGUGAAAUUGUCGACCAAUAAUUGUGUCGAAGGUAGCCAUGCGGGAAAUGAUUCGAAAGGUGGAGGAUGUACCGUCAUAAUCGUGCGUGCAAUAAUGAAUAACGCGAUGUGCGAGGAAGAGAAGUUUUAGACAGGUCGUUUGUGAAAGCGUGAGAUACGUAGACUUUGGAGACAUUGCUCAUGUUUCGCUGUGGCGCGUUCUAUACGUGACGUUUUCAGAAGUCAGUGUGCUGAAAUCAAACGCAAUACAUUGUUG
This is a messenger RNA of Pollicipes pollicipes, 2117 nucleotides long. Its product is annotated as renalase. Gene Ontology annotation, molecular function: oxidoreductase activity, acting on NAD(P)H. Lineage: Eukaryota; Metazoa; Arthropoda; Thecostraca; Pollicipedomorpha; Pollicipedidae. Gene Ontology annotation, cellular component: extracellular region. The record is from RefSeq and is a predicted model, not a curated record. The coding region runs from base 89 to 1177 and encodes 362 amino acids. The transcript is spliced from 9 exons.